This is a messenger RNA of Xiphias gladius (swordfish), 1102 nucleotides long. It is a transcript of the gene prkrip1, whose product is annotated as PRKR interacting protein 1. The record is from RefSeq and is a predicted model, not a curated record. Gene Ontology annotation, molecular function: protein kinase binding; double-stranded RNA binding; protein kinase inhibitor activity. Gene Ontology annotation, biological process: negative regulation of protein kinase activity. The transcript has a single exon. Gene Ontology annotation, cellular component: nucleolus. Bases 65 to 640 code for a protein of 191 amino acids. Lineage: Eukaryota; Metazoa; Chordata; Actinopteri; Istiophoriformes; Xiphiidae.
GAAGCUCUCAAGAACUUCCGUGGUGACUUGAACUAGCAGGAAGAAGACGACGACGUUUUGAAAGAUGGCGGCGCACACGCAGAAGAAUAACAAACCGGGGAAGAGUGGAGGAAAAGAGGCUCAGCCUCUGAUAAUCGCUAAAACCCCGGCGGAGGAACAGCGUAUGAAGUUGGAGAGGUUGAUGCGGAACCCUGAUAAAUCUGCUCCCAUCCCGGACCGACCGAAAGAAUGGAACCCGCGGGCUCCGCCGGAGUUCGUCCGGGAUGUGAUGGGCUCCAGCGCCGGAGCAGGCAGCGGGGAGUUCCAUGUUUAUAGACACCUCCGCCGCAGAGAGUACCAGAGGCAGGAUUUUCUGGACAAGAUGGCAGAGAAGCAAGAUAAGGAUCAGAAAUAUCUGGAUAAGGUGGAACAAAACCAGCAGGAUGCCGAGGAGAGAACGGCUAAGCGCAGGAAGAAGCGGGAAAAGCUAAAGCAGAAAAAGCUGAUGGCAAAGAAAGCAAAACUAGAAACCAAAAAUAAGAAAGAACACAACGCCGACAAGAAUUCGGACUGCAGUGAAGAAGAAGAAGAAGAAGAAGAAGAAGAAAAAGAGGCUGAGGAUGAUGCCGAGGCUCCAAGCUUCAUCAUGGGGAAGAAAUGAUUGCCCUGCAGUGAGGGGUCGAUAUAUCACGAAGUUACGGGGGAGAUGUACACUAGAAUCACAAAACAGCUUCAGAAAGGAACUUGUUCAGGAGCCCUGUACAAAAGGAAACAAAGUGACCCAUUGCAAAGACGAAAAAACAUAAUUGGUUGACCCCAUUUUACAACUGGACUGGAUGGUCUGCCUAGUUUAAUUGGCAGGACCUCCCCCCGCCCCCGAGUGUAUGACUUGAAGCAAGGCAGUGGUGGUCAGUGUCCCAGUGGGAAAGAAAACAUGUUGAGGCACUUCUGAUUCUUCAUUAUGUUUUUCAUAAACGUUGACUUGUUUAUAGAUGUCAUGGUUAAGCUAGCAGCCAUAUUUAGGGGUUUCUUUAUUUUGCUAAAAUAGGAUUGUUGGAAAGUUUGCAAUCUAUAUUUUCAUAUGAUAUUGUAAAUCUUUUAAUAAAAAUGAGAAUGUACAUAA